GUCCGUCUCUGUGUGAUUUUUUAUUUGUUGUCUGAGUGAAUGAGAGCUGCUAAUCAGGAAGUAUCCGGCGGGGGAAAACUAUUAAAAAAUAUGAAUUUCAAUCCGGCCGCAGCCGCGUCCUCUGCUCUUCUCGACAAAGAACAGGCCGCUUUCUUUGCAACCGCGACUAGCUGUGGAUUUAGCGACACAAUGGGACUGUACGCGGCCGGUACCGUGUGUCCAGAUAGAUUAACAACACCAGAUGGACGGGGACAGCUCAACUACCGACGCCUCCCAGCUGGGCAUCACUGGAGAAUAUAUGGCCUCUGGGCAUUAUGUGCUGCAGUCUCAGGACGAUGAUGGAGAAGAGAGUCUGAAUGACCAUGAAGACAGCGGCAUCAAAGAGAACUUCAGGGAACAGGACAUCUAUCUUCCUAUCGCCAACGUGGCUCGGAUCAUGAAGAACGCUGUACCACAGACUGGAAAGAUCGCAAAAGACGCCAAGGAGUGUGUGCAGGAGUGUGUGAGCGAGUUCAUCAGCUUCAUCACGUCGGAGGCGAGCGAGCGCUGCCACCAGGAGAAGAGGAAGACCAUCAAUGGGGAGGACAUCCUGUUCGCCAUGUCCACGCUGGGCUUCGACAUGUACGUGGAGCCGCUCAAGCUCUACCUGCAGAAGUUCAGAGAGGCGAUGAAAGGGGAGAAAGGGAUGCCCGGCGUGUCUGUGGGAGAAAGCCUGGGAGACGAACUCACAGAUGACAACUUCACAAAUCCACUGCCAGCGGGAAUCAUCACAGCGGACGGACAGCAACAGAACGUCAUGGUGUACACCACCUCCUACCAACAGAUUCCCGCCGUACAGCAGAUCCAGUUUUCGUGACGAGGCCUUUCUCCGAGCCUGAACGCAGCGGCCCCGCACGCCGCGCCGUCACCAUCGGCCCCCGUGGUCGCCGGAUGACCUCUAACCCGCCGCGGGUCAAAGGUCAUCGGACGGACGGGGGUGGGGUGGGGAAGAGGGAGGGGGCAGCGACGACGGAAACCCUCAUGUACAGAAAUCAUCUGCUCAUUAGAACGUGUAGUCAGUAGUUUGUGAGGUACCAAAUGUUUUGGAGCACUUCCAGACCAGUUGGGAAAUUCGAGGCUUUAUUUUAAAGGCUAGUCUUAUUACAUAACUUAGUGGUCAGGUUUAUUUCUGUGUGCGUGUGUUUGUAUGUAUGUGUGUGUAUGUGCGCGUGUGUGUGUGUGUGUGUGUUCAUGUGUUUGGUUUUAUGCAUUUUUGUUUUCUCUUUUUUUUUUUUUUCCUGAGGAGGAGGGAGGGGACGGGAGGUCGGGAGGGGUUCAAUUGGAAGCUUAUUUUUUUAACGCCUUCUCUGUUUGAACAGUGAGAAGAGACGUUGUUACUGUCAUACGAGUUCAUGCAGCUCUUUUUGUAAGUUGAUACAAAUUACCAUGUGCUUUAAUGUUAUGUAAACCCUUUGAAUAAAAAUUCAAAAGUGACACCUAAA
Messenger RNA from Myripristis murdjan (pinecone soldierfish), 1481 nucleotides. RefSeq names its product nuclear transcription factor Y, beta a (gene nfyba). Bases 242 to 856 code for a protein of 204 amino acids. NCBI's taxonomy places the organism in Eukaryota, Metazoa, Chordata, Actinopteri, Holocentriformes, Holocentridae. Gene Ontology annotation, molecular function: DNA-binding transcription activator activity, RNA polymerase II-specific; protein heterodimerization activity; RNA polymerase II cis-regulatory region sequence-specific DNA binding. Gene Ontology annotation, cellular component: nucleus; CCAAT-binding factor complex. The record is from RefSeq and is a predicted model, not a curated record. The transcript is spliced from 7 exons. Gene Ontology annotation, biological process: regulation of transcription by RNA polymerase II.